ACCCGACCCCGAGCGCCCCAAUACGGGAUUACCCCCCUCGACACCUCCCGAUUCGAAUCCGCAGCCCCACAGAAAUACAGAGAGGGGAACCAAAUCAGACGCCGCCGAGCUCCCCCUCUCGAUCUAGGGAUUCCCCUCCCCCCUCCCGCCCCAAAACCCUAGAGGCGGGCGCAUGGCGGACGACCACUACAGCUCCUCCGCCGCCUCCGCGCCGUCGCCGGCGGCGGCGGCGGCGGCCGAGGCCGCGGCGGUGGUGGGCUCCUCGGUGAUCCCGAUCGUCAACAAGCUGCAGGACAUCUUCUCGCAGCUGGGGAGCAGCUCCACCAUCGACCUGCCGCAGGUGGCCGUCGUCGGCAGCCAGAGCAGCGGCAAGUCGAGCGUCCUCGAGGCGCUCGUCGGCCGCGACUUCCUCCCGCGCGGCUCCGACAUCUGCACGCGCCGCCCGCUCGUGCUCCAGCUCGUGCACCAGCCGCGCCGCCCCGCCGACGCCGACAGGGACGAGUGGGGCGAGUUCCUGCACCACCCCGGCCGCCGCUUCUACGAGUUUCCCGACAUCCGACGCGAGAUCCAGGCAGAAACGGACAGGGAGGCUGGUGGUAACAAGGGCGUCUCUGAUAGACAGAUACGUCUGAAGAUCUAUUCACCAAAUGUUCUCAACAUCACUUUGGUCGAUCUGCCUGGAAUUACUAAGGUGCCAGUUGGCGACCAACCAACUGACAUCGAGGCCAGGAUAAGGACUAUGAUAUUGUCAUAUAUCAAGCACAAGACAUGCAUCAUAUUGGCUGUUUCUCCAGCAAAUGCAGAUUUAGCUAACUCUGAUGCUCUUCAAAUGGCUCGGCAAGCUGAUCCUGAUGGUUCUCGAACAAUUGGUGUUAUCACAAAGUUGGACAUAAUGGACAGGGGCACUGAUGCCCGGAAUUUUUUGCUGGGAAAUGUCAUCCCAUUACGACUUGGUUAUGUUGGCGUCGUAAACCGCAGCCAGCAGGAUAUCAAUUCAGAUGUCAGUGUCAAGCAGGCUCUGGCCCGAGAAGAAAGUUUCUUCCGUUCUCAUCCGGCAUACAACGGUCUUGCUAAGCACUGUGGGAUACCACAGUUAGCAAAGAAGCUAAACCAGAUCUUGGUCCAACAUAUAAGAACUAUUCUGCCUGGACUGAAGGCACGCAUAAGUUCUCAAUUAACAGCUAUUGCUAAGGAGCAUGCCUUUUAUGGUGACCCAGUCGAGUCCAAGGCUGGGCAAGGCGCUAAGCUUUUGAACAUUCUAGCUAAAUACUGUGAUGCUUUCUCGUCUAUGGUAGAAGGAAAAAACGAAGAUAUAUCAACAAUCGAGCUUUCUGGUGGAGCAAGAAUUCACUAUAUUUUUCAAUCUAUCUUUGUCAAAAGUUUAGAGGGUGUUGAUCCUUGCGAGGAUGUCACUGAUGAAGAUAUCCGCAUGGCUAUACAGAAUGCAACUGGUCCUAGGAGUGCUUUGUUUGUACCUGAGGUGCCAUUUGAAGUCCUUGUGCGCAGGCAAAUCAGCAGAUUGCUUGAUCCAAGUCUUCAGUGUGCAGAUUUCAUAUAUGAGGAACUGGUUAAGAUGAGCCACCGUUGCCUUUGCAAUGAGCUGCAGCAGUUUCCUAUACUCAGAAGGAGCAUGGAUGAAGUAAUUGGGAAGUUCCUACGGGAUGGGCUUAAGCCGGCACAAGAUAUGAUAGCACACAUAAUUGAGAUGGAGGCCGAUUACAUAAACACAUCUCACCCAAGUUUCAUCGGUGGCAGCAAGGCUGUAGAACAAGCACAGCAACAAGUUAGAGCCGCUAGAUUGCCUGCAACAGUGGUUAGAAGAGAUGGAGUAGAUGCAGAUAGGCCACAGGCUUCUGAAAAAACCCAAAAAGCACGUGCAUUAUUGGGUAGAACUACUGGUGUAAAUGGAGUUAUCACCGACCAGAUCCAGCAGGGUGUCCGAUCUGCUGCUGAGGCAGAGAGACCAGGAUCUUCAGGUAGUGGAAGCACUUCUUUUUGGGGCUCAAUAUUCACCUCAAGCGAAGACCGUGCACAUUCUUCAGCAAGAGGUAGCUCAACAAACAAAUCUUAUGCUUCAGCUACUCCCAACCUGGAACAGUCAUUCUCUUCAAUACAGUUAAAAGAGCCACCGCUAGUCCUCAAGCCUUCAGAAAGUCAUUCUGAGCAGGAGGACCUUGAAAUAGCAAUCACAAAAUUGCUGCUGCAGUCAUACUACAAUAUAGUCAGGAAAAAUGUUGAGGAUUUCGUGCCAAAAGCAAUCAUGCAUUUUCUGGUUAAUCACACGAAAAGGGAGCUGCAUAAUUUCCUUAUAACUACCCUUUAUAGAGAAGAGCUCUUUGGGGACAUUCUCAGAGAACCUGACGAAAUAACUACAAAGAGGAGGCAGAUACGCGAUACUCUUAAGGUCCUUCAGCAAGCCUACAAAACUUUGGACGAGAUACCGCUUGAAGCGGAGACAGUCGAGAGAGGCUAUUCCCUGGAUUCUGAUGCGACGGGUCUACCACGGGUCCAUGGGGUUUAUGAUGGAAGUUCACCAUAUUCGACUCCGAAGCAAACAAGGCCUAGGAAAUCAAGCCACUCCGGGGAGCAGCAACAACCUUUCAGUGGCAAUGGGUUUUGAUAUUGCCUUUCACGAUCAUCCCCUGGAUUAGUAGUGAUUUGAGCCAGCGGAUGUGCUGGUAGCAACACAUCAUUCCGCCUUGGGUCUGUCAGUUCGGUACCCAAUAGAUAUAUGUUCUUUUUUCUCUAGCCAUUGCUAUUCUUUUUAGUGUUGCGCCCAACGAAAGCAUUGGCGUGGUGCCAAAUUUUUGCCAUGUGCCCUCUUGUACAGUAUAUCACUGCCCAAUCAUUUCGACUUAAAAUGAAACCGGUGAUGGGUAUAGAUUUUUUUGUUAAAAACCCAUGGAAGAAGCUAUGGGAACCUUUAGUUUUAGUGCCGAGUACUUGUAUCUAAACACGGUUGGUUUUGCCGUGAUAAGUCUGACAUGGUUCUUCUUAAGAUGCGAAGAGGUUGUGCUACAUGAAUA
This is a messenger RNA of Aegilops tauschii subsp. strangulata, 3026 nucleotides long. RefSeq names its product dynamin-related protein 3B. Gene Ontology annotation, molecular function: GTP binding; microtubule binding; GTPase activity. The record is from RefSeq and is a predicted model, not a curated record. NCBI's taxonomy places the organism in Eukaryota, Viridiplantae, Streptophyta, Magnoliopsida, Poales, Poaceae. Gene Ontology annotation, cellular component: membrane; cytoplasm; microtubule.